AACUCACCAUCUUUCAUCAACUCCCAUCUCAGCUCACUCAGAAGCUCAGAGAGACACAAAAAUCAACAUGCCGGCCCUCCCAACACCCUCCCACUUCGCCUCCCACCCUUCCCUCGCAUCAUCCAUCCUCAUCACCCCGCCACCGACCCCCACCACCCCGCCACGCUCAGUCCUCAUCCUUCUCCACGGCCUGGGCGACACAAACGCCCCUUUCCACAAUCUCGCUUCCCAGCUCUCUCUGCCACAUACGGCAUGCAUAUCACUGCGUGCGCCGUCGCCUAUCCCCGCUCUCAUGACUGGGACAGACGAGACGGGCUUUCACUGGGGCGAUGACCUGUCGCUGGAUUCGCGGACGGGGGCUUUGGAUUUCGAUGCUGGGUUUUCGACGGCUGCGAGGCCGUUGGGGGAGUUACUGGGGGUGUUGAUGGGUGAGUGUGGGUUUGUGGCGCGGGAUGUGCAUUUCUUGGGUUAUGGGCAGGGAGGGAUGGUUGCGUUAGCUGUGGUGGAGGCGUGGCCUGGUGUUGAGUUUGGGGGGGUGAUAGUGGUGGGGAGUGGGAUUGCGGGGUCGAAGAGUGCGAUGGGGGGGGUUAGGGGGUAUGUGAGUUCGCUUGUCGUCGGGGAGGGGAAGGCGAGGACGCCGGUGUUGGUGUGUGGGGGGAGUAGUGGGACGGUGGUUACGGCGGGGGUGGUGAGGGAGGUCAAGGAGAGGUUUGGGGCGGUGGAGUAUGUGAAGUGGGAGAGGGGGGGAGAUGGGAUGCCGAGGAGUAGAGGGGAGAUGAUGGCGUUGAUGAGGUUUUGGGGGAGGAGGAUUAGGGGGCCUGUGCCGGAGGGGAUGGAGGAGGUGGGUGGGGUGGCGUAGGGGUGGUGGGGAGAAGCUUGGAUUGGUGCUUUCGGGUUGUAAUGGCAGGCGGGAUCGUGAUUCAUGGCGUAGGAUACGGGGUACAGGAUGGGAAAAGUCACGCAUAGUAGGGCGAUAUAGGCAGGAGGUGCUACAAAUAAUCCACACCUGAAGAUCACAGACUGUAAUACCAUUAAAUAGUACAGCCGGGAAGAAGCUAUCAGCCGCGAAAUAGCCACCAGAGGGAAAGAGCUAUCGGUGGGAAGGAGCUAUGGGUGCAUUGAUGCUUGGUGGCGGCAGGAGCA
Pseudogymnoascus verrucosus is the source of this 1143-nucleotide messenger RNA. RefSeq lists its product as uncharacterized. The record is from RefSeq and is a predicted model, not a curated record. Gene Ontology annotation, molecular function: palmitoyl-(protein) hydrolase activity; carboxylic ester hydrolase activity. Gene Ontology annotation, cellular component: cytoplasm. The transcript has a single exon. Bases 68 to 859 code for a protein of 263 amino acids. NCBI's taxonomy places the organism in Eukaryota, Fungi, Ascomycota, Leotiomycetes, Thelebolales, Thelebolaceae. Gene Ontology annotation, biological process: protein depalmitoylation.